UAAAAGCUCCCUCGGUCACAACGCAACAGCAUGCUAAGUUCACUCGUCACUUCCUCCGCCGCUUCCGUCGCCGCCGCUUCCGCCGCCGCUAGGUCUCGUCCCCAAUUGUUCGCCGAUCAUAUUCACCGGAAAACCGCCGUCUUCUCUCUUCCUCGCCAAACUGUCCACUCUUUUUCACUGCGUCCGAGCUUCUUUGCGGUCCGAGCCAUGGCGGAAUUUCCGACAGUCCCGAUGAGUCAGCCGCAAUCUUCCGAUUUUUCUAGCAAAAAGCAAGCUUUGAUAUCUUUGUCCGACAAGAAGGAAUUGGCUCUUCUUGGAAAUGGUCUGCAAGCGUUGGGACAUACCAUUGUUUCUACUGGAGGGACUGCCUCCGCUUUGGAGAAUGCAGGAGUCUCUGUGGCUAAAGUGGAGACGCUCACUCAUUUUCCAGAAAUGCUUGACGGUCGUGUGAAGACUUUGCACCCGAACAUACACGGGGGAAUCCUCGCUAGAAGAGAUGUUAAGCAUCAUAUGGAAGCUCUCAACGAGCACGGGAUAGGCACAUUCGAUGUGGUGGUUGUCAAUCUGUAUCCGUUUUACGAUAAAGUUACAGCCCCUGGUGGAAUUAGCUUCGAGGAUGGAAUUGAGAACAUUGACAUCGGUGGUCCUGCUAUGAUAAGAGCUGCUGCUAAGAACCACAAAGACGUUCUCAUUGUUGUCGACUCAGAAGAUUAUUCUGCUGUUUUGGAAUACCUCAAGGGCGGCCAGAAUGAUCAGCAGUUCCGCAGAAAACUUGCUUGGAAGGCUUUUCAGCAUGUGGCUGCUUACGAUUCUGCUGUUUCAGAAUGGUUAUGGAAGCAGACAGAAGGGCAAGAGAAAUUCCCUCCUAGCUUUACAGUUCCACUUUCACUCAAGAGUUCUCUUCGUUAUGGCGAGAAUCCUCACCAAAAGGCUGCAUUUUAUGUCGACAAGAGCCUUGGUGAGGUGAAUGCUGGCGGUAUUGCCACCGCGAUUCAGCACCACGGAAAGGAGAUGUCAUACAACAAUUAUUUAGAUGCUGAUGCUGCGUGGAACUGUGUAUCGGAAUUUGAAAACCCGACGUGUGUAGUUGUGAAACACACAAAUCCUUGUGGUGUUGCUUCUCGCAGCGAUAUUCUCGAGGCUUAUCGUUUGGCUGUAAAAGCAGAUCCAGUUAGUGCUUUUGGCGGUAUAGUAGCUUUCAAUGUCGAGGUUGACGAGGCUCUUGCAAGGGAGAUCCGGGAGUUCAGGAGUCCGACGGAUAACGAGACCCGAAUGUUUUACGAAAUAGUGGUUGCCCCGAAAUAUACUGCUAAGGGCCUCGAAGUGCUGAAAGGAAAAUCGAAGAGCUUGAGAAUCCUCGAGGCGAGGAAGAACAACAAAGGGAAGCUGUCUCUAAGACAAGUCGGAGGCGGAUGGUUAGGUCAGGAUUCAGACAACGUGACCCCGGAAGACAUCAGUUUCAAAGUUGUCUCGGACAAGACUCCGACCGAAAACGAGCUCUCCGAUGCAAAGUUUGCUUGGCUCUGCGUCAAGCACGUCAAGAGCAACGCUAUCGUGAUCGCAAAGAACAAUUGCAUGCUGGGGAUGGGAAGUGGACAGCCAAAUCGUUUGGAGAGUCUGAGGAUAGCUUUCAGGAAGGCUGGUGAUGAAGCUAAAGGAGCUGCCUUGGCCAGUGAUGCGUUUUUCCCGUUCGCGUGGAACGAUGCGGUGGAAGAAGCGUGCCAGAAGGGAAUCGGAGUCAUAGCAGAACCAGGAGGAAGUAUAAGAGAUGAAGACGCCAUCGAUUGCUGCAAGAAAUAUGGAGUUUCCCUUCUCUUCACCAACAUCAGACACUUCCGACAUUGAUCCUCAACCACUUCACUUCCCUCUCUCUGUCUUGAGUUUUUGAUUUCCUGAAUGGAAGCUGUCGUUAUUAUGUUGUAUAAUAAAUAGGAUGUCCAUUUCUAUUAUUAGCCGAAUAAUUAAAUCCAAUCGAAUACCGUACUAAUUGAA
This is a messenger RNA of Tarenaya hassleriana, 1992 nucleotides long. RefSeq names its product bifunctional purine biosynthesis protein PurH. Gene Ontology annotation, biological process: 'de novo' IMP biosynthetic process. The transcript is spliced from 12 exons. The record is from RefSeq and is a predicted model, not a curated record. NCBI's taxonomy places the organism in Eukaryota, Viridiplantae, Streptophyta, Magnoliopsida, Brassicales, Cleomaceae. Gene Ontology annotation, molecular function: IMP cyclohydrolase activity; phosphoribosylaminoimidazolecarboxamide formyltransferase activity. Gene Ontology annotation, cellular component: cytosol. Bases 31 to 1845 code for a protein of 604 amino acids.